Messenger RNA from Pistacia vera, 800 nucleotides. RefSeq lists its product as uncharacterized. NCBI's taxonomy places the organism in Eukaryota, Viridiplantae, Streptophyta, Magnoliopsida, Sapindales, Anacardiaceae. Bases 264 to 746 code for a protein of 160 amino acids. The record is from RefSeq and is a predicted model, not a curated record. The transcript has a single exon.
UCAUUUAAAAUUCUCUUGGAAAAUGUAUCACCAUUCUCACUCUCUUUCCUCUCCUUUUUCCAAUUCCAUUCAAAGCAUGCACCAUCUUUUUGAACACCCUUCACAAGAAACAAUACUCCACACAAAUCCCAUUUAGAUCCUUUCUCUCUUUUACAAGUAAUUAAAGCUCUUUAUAAACUCUUGAUCAUUAUCACACAGAUUAUUCAAACUCCAACACCCUCCUUCAGGAUUUCCCUGAAAACUCUCCUCCACAACUUGCAACAAUGGCAGCUUUGCAGAAGUUCAAGAUCCUUGCAACACCAUGUGGGGUUGUCCAGAGUCCCACCAGGAGCCCCAGAACGAGCCCACUGGUGCAGCUGCCACGCAAGAAGACAAGCUUACGGAUGUUACUGACCAAGAGCACCAGCCGCCACUCGCAGAAACUACUGACGACGAGUCAGCAAGAAGUUGUGGUUGUUGAUAUUGAACGUGACAUUUUGCAUGAGAAGAAGAAGAAGAGUCAGAGUAACACUUUGAAGGAUCUGUUUGUCUCUUCUUUUGAAGAUGAUAACGUUGACAAUGACAAGGCUGGUGAUGGUGAUAAUAAUGAUGGCACGGUUAGAGACAAGAGUGAAAUAUUGUUAAUGAGGAAGUUGCAGGGUGGUUUGGUAGGUCAACCGGGUUUGUCUAGACCGGUUUGGGUUGGAUUUAGACAUAGAUUGCUUAGGAAAGCUUGGAGGCCGAUGCUUGUUUCUAUUCCUGAGUAACCACAAAUUUUGUUUUUUGUUUUUUUUUCAUGGCUUUUUAUUGAUAUUUUAACU